This is a messenger RNA of Peniophora sp. CBMAI 1063, 1809 nucleotides long. NCBI's taxonomy places the organism in Eukaryota, Fungi, Basidiomycota, Agaricomycetes, Russulales, Peniophoraceae. The record is from the annotation of a GenBank genome assembly.
AUGACCCCCACUCCGCAUCGGGUUUACUCGCAGGAGCUAUCAUCUGCCUUUAGACGAGGAUAUCCUAUCGCGAACCCGCAGGCCGCCGUAUAUCACAAAGCAGGGAACUCUAGCGGUGAUGUUGGGGUUCGGAGAGCAGUGGAGAUUGGUGACGUCGGCUACAUACAACCAGGUCAUGGAUACUUCAUACGUCUCUUUAACGUGCACCUCGAACCAGGUGUUGAUGGGCAGCCGCCGCGCGAUCGACUCCCAGAUGACUUCGAAGUCCUGCCCAAAGAUGAGAUGACGACGGUCACAGAUAAUACUCCUCUCUUUCUGUCGCGGACUAUGACGACCAAAAGUGUACGUGCAGCUGCCUCGGGUCCAUUCUUCGGUGGAUCUGCAGUGUUCUCAUCUACCAGCAGCCGCGGAGCGAUUCUCGCCACACCCGAUCCCAUAGAGUGCACGGACGCUAGUUGCAUCCCUAUCUAUAUGAGAUAUGCUAGAGCUCACAUGCAGAGCUGGUACGACUUCUUCUCGCAGCGAUAUCUCCUCGAGAUGGAAGACUUGAUGUUGGUCACCGGGGUUGACCGCACAACUUCGUGGGCAACCGCUGUGAUUGCCGACACCGAACUCGAAGCCGGCUUUGGGCUAGAUGUCCAGUUCGCCGACACUGCUUCAGGAAUACAGUUGGCGUGUCAAUACUCUUGGAAAAGCACAUUUGGGGCGUUCGUGAACUCAGGUCCUCGCCGAGGUGGUAGUUCCAGCGGACCCGAAAUUUCCACCUCCGGAGCGACGUUGUCGGACGAUCCUAUCGCGGACUGUCGGGGCGAUAUGAGCCACAUAGUUGGGAAACAACAGCCUAUCAACUUCCAGAACGACCAAACACUAUUUGUGCGGCAUAUCCGCGCCAAGCGCCGUCCUCGCUGGAUGGGGAUGAAGCUCGCUGCAGCAGGCGGAACUCGUGAAGAGGAUGAGCAUGGAGACGACAGCGAAUUCGAGGAUGGCUUGGUUACGUCUGAGGCCGACAGGGAUAUGAUGGACCUCGAAACCUUCCCUGAACGUGAGACGUUCACCGAUUGCCUCGAUCCUGUGCUAGAUUACAUUUUUGAGCAUUCGGACUCCGAUAUCGCUAUUGCUCAUGACGACGAUCUCACAGUGCUUCUAGACAAUGAUUCGUCUUUUGGACUUGGUGUUGAAGUGGAAGAUGGCAUCGGAGCGAUAUCAAGUGGCCCUUCGGCAUCCCGGUCGGGUACACUCAUCGGCUCGCAAUCCUUCCCAUCUCGAGGGAAGCACACGGACUUGCCCGAAUCAAGGGACUCUUUGGGCGCAGAUGUUGCGGCCUUGAACAGGGCUGUAUCUAGCGAAAGCCAUGCACUGAAACCCUCUCACGACAGGACAGAUCUCUCUACGGCUCCCAUGCCACUGAGCGCGAUACGCGAGCUCUUCGACCGUCCUCCUAAAGCCGGAGGCCGCCCCCUUCCGCAACCUCCAGAUUCGCUACAACGUCCUUCCCUUAUUGCAUCGCUCAAUCUAUCACAACCCACCCUACCAUCAUCAUUGUCGACGGUCAACGAGCAAUCUCUCCCUCACUUCAUGGACGAGCCGGGCCGCUCUACAGUCUCAGACACCCCUCGGAUUGUGCUUUGGCAUGGUAUCCCUCUUCUGCUCACACCGAGCACAUUGCCCUACCCUCGGCAUCUGCCCUCGCCUUCAAAUGCGAGGUCGCGUAGCCAUCUCUCUCCCGGACCGCGGCGGAGAUUACGCGAAGCCAACGUCGGUGGAACGAGACCGCGCCCGAGUGGGGCGCGUUUCAGAGCGACCACCUAG